AUGUCGUUACGGAGCUCAGGGACAACAUGUGCUGUUCGUGGUUGUACAUAUAACCGCACUAAACUAAUUCAGUGGCUUAAACACGACGAAUCAAAUAGAAUAUGGAGGAAGAACUUAAACUUAAAAACACCUCCAAAACACCUGUUUGUGUGCUCGUUUCACUUCGUGGACAAGAAGCCAACACUGGAUAACCCGUACCCAACGCUCUUUAUGGGUUACGAGAAGCCACCGGAGAAGAGACGCCGACCUAGGAUUCGACAUGUCACAACAACAACAACAACAGAUGAGCCUAUUGUGAUGCAGGUUUCUGGGGACCCAGAUCCUACCUCACAGACCUUUCAUGAUGCCCAGACACAGUGGUCAGACCCAACAAUGGAUGACCACACCUACUCCAAAGCACCUACCAUCACAUGUGGUAUGACAACUGCCCCAUCCACUGAGAGGACACUGCCUGUUGCAGAUGGUGUUUUGAAAGACGAUACAGACUGUCUGCUGUACACAGGGAUUCCACUUCUCGAAUUCAAAACCCUUGUGUCUUGCUUGCAACGCUUUGCCCCCACAUCGCCAGCAUUUUCAGCAGAGGACCAAAUCCUCUUGACAUUAAUGAAGCUUAGACAGAACUUUGUUAUUGCCGAUUUAGCUAGACGCUUCAAAAUGUCACCUGGUCAGGUCAGUAAAACACUGACAUUCUGGAUAGAUGUGAUUGCUGAGCACACCCAGGAUCUCAUUCCAUGGCUGCCGCGCGAAACAAUAAAAGCCACUUUGCCGCAAAUUUUUAAGGACAAUUUCCCCAACACAACUUGUGUCAUUGACUGCACAGAAAGUGUCUUGCAGAAGGCUAAAAAUCUGGACUCAAGAACUGAAUCUUAUAGUCACUACUAUGCAAACAAUACUGUCAAGUAUCUAGUAGCAAUUGCUCCAUCUGGUAUGGUUAUGUACAUUUCAGAGGCUUACGGUGGCAAAUGUAGCGAUAGAUUCAUCACACAGAACUCUGGGUUUCUCGACCAUUUGCGUGCUGGAGAUGAGGUGAUGGGGGACCGUGGCUUCACCAUCAGAGAUCUGCUAGAGGAACGGAAUGUUCGUUUGAUCAUGCCAGCUUUUACGCGCAAGAAAUGCCAGCUGACAAAUGAGCAGGUCACUCGCACAAGACGCAUUGCUAAUGUCCGCGUACACAUUGAGCGAGCAAUCAGACGUCUUAAGGUGUACAAGAUCCUCUCUCAAACUGUGCCUAUUCAUUUUGUCCCUAAAAUCGACAGAAUACUAAAAAUCUGUGCAGCACUCGUAAAUCUGCGAGGAGAGCUUAUUUCUAGAACAUAG
Xyrauchen texanus (razorback sucker) is the source of this 1317-nucleotide messenger RNA. RefSeq lists its product as uncharacterized. The coding region runs from base 1 to 1317 and encodes 438 amino acids. The transcript has 3 exons. The record is from RefSeq and is a predicted model, not a curated record. NCBI's taxonomy places the organism in Eukaryota, Metazoa, Chordata, Actinopteri, Cypriniformes, Catostomidae.